Oikopleura dioica is the source of this 1518-nucleotide messenger RNA. NCBI's taxonomy places the organism in Eukaryota, Metazoa, Chordata, Appendicularia, Copelata, Oikopleuridae. The record is from the annotation of a GenBank genome assembly.
AUGAAGUUAAAGAUCAAAAUGCCCUCGAAACAGUUCGAAGUUGAAAUCGAACCAUCUGCCUCAGUAGCAGAUCUGCGAAAAGUAGUCGCUUCUGCUGUUGAGAAAAAGGAGGAGCAGAUGGUUUUGAUUUUCGGUGGGAAGAUUUUGAAAGAUACGGACACGGUUGAGACGCACGGAAUCAAAGACGGCCAGGCAGUUCACUUGGUUGUCAAACAACCGCGUCAGGAAGACCCAAAGCCAGAGCCAAAAGCAGAGCCCGCGAGUACUCCUGCAUCGACCGCGACAACGACCUCGGGAAGUGCUACCGCUAGCUCGUCGACUGGAGCGCGCCCUGCCGCUGCUUCAACGAAUCCCUUCGCAGCUCUCGCCGGAGGAAUGGCUGGUAGCGGUGGACUGGGAGGAGCAAAUGUACAUCAGCAAGCACAGCAGAUGAUGCAGAAUCCACAAGCAAUGCAGGAGAUGAUGAACUCUCCCAUCAUGCAGGCGAUCAUGGAUAACCCUGAAGUUAUGCAGAGCAUCAUCCAAAGUAAUCCGCAAAUGCGGCAACUUAUGGAAACAAAUCCAGAAAUCGGCCACAUUCUAAACAACCCAGAACACAUGAGACAAGCUAUGGAAAUGAUGCGCAACCCGAGUAUGAUGCAGGAAAUGAUGAGAAAUCAAGACCGUGCGCUGUCGAACCUUGAAUCUCUACCAGGCGGAUUCAAUGCGUUACAGCGAUUCUAUAAUGAAGUGCAGGAGCCAAUGCAGAAUGCCAUGGGCAGACCGAAUCCUUUCGCCACGCCAACAAACGACAACAACACAACGACAGAAAACACACAAGCUGGAACACAAAAUAACGAAGCCUUGCCGAAUCCUUGGGCAGCUCCAACUCAAGCAAAUACUGGGAACACUGGUGCAGCUGUCGGUGGAGCUGGUGGACUUCCUGGAAUGGGCGGUCUCGGCGCCGCGGCAGGAUUAGACCCUGGAAUGAUGCGAGCAAUGAUGGGCAUGAUGCGAAACAAUCCUCAGCUGAUGCGGCAAGCAUUAAAUGCGGCGCCUGGAUUUCAAGGAGCAAAUAUAUCAGACGAACAGCUUGCUCAAGUUGCUCAACAAAUGGCCGACCCGGCAACGCUCGAAGCUAUGUCAAAUCCACGAGUCCUCGAAGCAUUUCAGCAGAUUCAAAGAGCGCACGAAGUCAUUCGCCAAGAGGCACCUGGCUUGUUAACUAUGAUGGGCGGGCCUGGAAUGGCUGGUGCUACUGGCGCUUCGCCAGCGGCUACUGGUGCAGGAACUGCUCCAGCGGCUGGAGGAAAUGAUUUCAUGGCUAAUAUGCUCAGAUCAAUGGGUGGAAUGGGCGGCCUUGGCGGUGCCGGUGCUGGAAUUCCCCCAGUUGCUAACCCAGAAGAACACUACGCCUCUCAACUUGAACAACUGGAAAUGAUGGGCUUUACCGAUCGAGCAGCAAACAUCGAGGAGCUGCAACGAACACAAGGCAAUGUCGAAGCUGCUGUUGACAGAUUACUGGCGAGACCACGAUAA